Messenger RNA from Cajanus cajan (pigeon pea), 1058 nucleotides. RefSeq lists its product as uncharacterized. Lineage: Eukaryota; Viridiplantae; Streptophyta; Magnoliopsida; Fabales; Fabaceae. Gene Ontology annotation, biological process: transcription by RNA polymerase II; transcription initiation at RNA polymerase II promoter. The record is from RefSeq and is a predicted model, not a curated record. Gene Ontology annotation, cellular component: transcription factor TFIIF complex.
GUUCCUGUUCUGGUUCAAGAAUCAUAACCAGCGAAGUGCUAUCUGGUUGAUGGAAGACCAAGUUAGUAGCAAACACACCACCAAUGCUGCUGCUUACGUGGACACCUCUAAGGCGGAGAGAGCAGUGUGGCUGAUGAAGUGUCCUCCCCUCGUCUCUCGCUCCCUCCGCGCCCCUCCCUCUCGCCCCGUCGCCAAGGUCGUUGUUUCCAUCGACCCCCUCAACUCCAACGACGAUGAUUCUCCUCCUCAGUUUACAAUGGAGUUGGCUGGAACUGAAGCUGGACAUAUACCCAAAUGCUAUGUUAUGGAUAUGUCUAAAGACUUCAUUCCGAUGUCUGUGUUUUCAGACACACCACAAGGAAAGAUCUCUGUGGAGGGAAAAAUACUAAACAAGUUUGACAUGAGGCCCCAUAAUCAAAACCUUGAACUCUAUGCAAAGCUCUGCCGUGAAAGGACAAACAAGUAUAUGGUCAAAAGUAGACAGAUACAGGUUAUUGACAACGAUACUGGGGCACAUAUGAGGCCAAUGCCUGGGAUGAUCAGUUUUUCGACUUCUGGACCCAGUCAGGAAAAGAAGAAAACUCCUGCCAAAGCAACAGAUACAAAGAGAACAAGAAGAGACCGUGGAGAGAUGGAAGAGAUUGUGUUUAAGCUAUUUGAACGGCAGCCAAAUUGGAGUUUAAGAAAUCUCAUACAAGAAACGGACCAACCUGAACAAUUUCUGAAAGAUAUACUAAAAGAUCUUUGUGUCUACAACAACAAAGGAACUAAUCAAGGCACAUAUGAACUGAAGCCUGAAUACAGAAAAUCUGGCGACUAAGCAACCUCCAAAUAGGUUUUAUUUGUUCUGAUCCAUUUGUCAACAUUCUUCAAAUGAUAUAUAGCUUACUCUUUUCAGUUUUUUCAUUUAAGUUCAAGUUGCAAAAUGCAUCCUGUUAGAGCCUUGUCAGUUCCUUCUGCACAUUGUUUUGAAGGUUUUGCUACAUCAUUAUUUACUUAUUUUGUUCCUAAGUUAAAAAGAAGAACUAGAGCCAUUUUGGAAAACUUUACACUGUCAA